GUUGCCGGCUCGGAGACUCCCCUCUUCUUCUCUUACUCGCACUCUCUCUCCAGCCAAUGCCUUCUCGCACGAGGUUCCUCCAUUCCUCCGGCAGCUUAGCGGCGGCGGAGCCACCGGUCCCCAUGGCCGUUGACUCCGACGUGGUGGUGAUCCUGGCGACGCUGCUUUGCGCCCUGAUCUGCGUCGUCGGCCUCGCCCUCGUCGCCCGCUGCGCCUGGCUCCGCCGCGCCUCCUCCACACCCCCGCCGCCGCCGCCGCCGCCUCCCACCAAGGGGCUCAAGAAGAAGGCUCUCCGCUCUCUCCCAACUCUCGCCUUCGAUGGAUCUGUGAAGCUGGCGGAGUGCCCGAUCUGCCUCGCCGAUUUCGCCGCCGGCGACGAGAUCCGGAUCCUCCCGCACUGCGGCCACGGGUUCCACGUCACGUGCGUGGACACGUGGCUCGGGUCCCACUCGUCCUGCCCCUCCUGCCGCCAGAUCCUCGUCUUCCCCGCCCCUUCCCGCUGCCGGAGGUGCGGCGCCACCUCCGACGACACCGUCGCAGCGGCGGACGGCGGGGCCAAGACCGGGGGGGACCGCGAGUUCUUGCCCUAAAGACAUUAGCUCCCUCCCUGCAUUCCCUUUUCUUCUCUUGUGGGAAAAAAAAAAAAGAAAAACCAAAAUGUAUGUUUUAAACUUUUUUUUAUCCUCUCAGUGUUUGAAUUAGGGCUUGAUGUUUGUAUAUCUUUUUUGUAAAUAAAAUCAUAAAAACAGCGAGUUAUGAAAAUGGUGGUUUAUUUAGAUAAUAUAAAAUAUUAUCUAAAGAGGAACAUGGUGCUUUAA
Phoenix dactylifera (date palm) is the source of this 818-nucleotide messenger RNA. RefSeq names its product RING-H2 finger protein ATL8. NCBI's taxonomy places the organism in Eukaryota, Viridiplantae, Streptophyta, Magnoliopsida, Arecales, Arecaceae. The record is from RefSeq and is a predicted model, not a curated record.